Molecule: messenger RNA, 2241 nt
Organism: Acanthosepion pharaonis
Lineage: Eukaryota; Metazoa; Mollusca; Cephalopoda; Sepiida; Sepiidae
Source: the annotation of a GenBank genome assembly
AUGGUUUUCUAUUUUGUCUCAUCAUCUCCAGUUGAGUACAUAGUAAAUUACUGGUCAGUUUCAUUAUUAAAUCUAUCUAUCUAUCUAUCUAUCUAUCUAUCUAUCUAUCUUUAUCUAUCUAUCUAUCUAUCUAUCUAUCUAUCUAUCUAUCUAUCUAUCUAUCUAUCUCGGUUUGUUCAUAUCUAUCUAUCUAUCUAUCUAUCUAUCUAUCUAUCUAUCUAUCUAUCUCAGCCUGUUCAUAUCUAUCUAUCUAUCUAUCUAUCUGUCUGUCUGUCUAUCUAUCUAUCUAUCUAUCUCGGUUUGUUCAUAUCUAUCUAUCUAUCUAUCUAUCUCGGUUUGUUCAUAUCUAUCUAUCUAUCUAUCUAUCUAUCUAUCUAUCUAUCUAUCUAUCUCAGCCUGUUCAUAUCUAUCUAUCUAUCUAUCUAUCUAUUUAUCUCGGUUUGUUCAUAUCUAUCUAUCUAUCUAUCUAUCUAUCUAUCUAUCUAUCUAUCUAUCUAUCUAUCUAUCUCUUCUGUCUGUCUGUCUGUCUGUCUGUCUAUCUAUCUAUCUAUCUAUCUAUCUAUCUAUCUAUCUAUCUAUCUAUCUAUCUAUCAACGAUACAACGAUAGUUCAUUAUCUAUCUAUCUAUCUAUCUAUCUAUCUAUCUAUCUAUCUAUCUAUCUAUCUCGCAACGAUAGUCAAUUAUCUAUCUAUCUAUCUAUCUAUCUAUCUAUCUAUCUAUCUAUCUAUCUAUCUAGCAACGAUAGUUCAUUAUCUAUCUAUCUCGCAACGAUAGUCAAUUAUCUAUCUAUCUAUCUAUCUAUCUAUCUAUCUAUCUAUCUUAGUCUGUUCUUAUCUAUCUAUCUAUCUGUAGAAAAUCUGUACAAUCAGCUUUUCUUCUCUUUCAAUUCUGCAUCAGAAUUUUCAGAAUUCUUUGUCGUUCAUUCUUCAGACAUGGCACAACCAAUAUUAGACGACACUGCUUCACUGCUUCACGCUGGAAUGCUAAAUUUUACAUAUCACUUUAAUUAUUUGUAUAACAAUUUUCAUUUUUGUACUUCUGUCCUUUACUUCCUGCCACCCUUCCUUCCAUCCUUCCCUCCUUUUUUCCUUUCUUCCUUCCUUCCUCCCUCUCCUUCCACCCUCUCCUUCCUUCCUUCCUUCCUUCUUUUUUCCUUCCUUCCUUCCUUCCUUCCUUCCUUCCUUCCUUCCUUCCUUCCUUCCUUCCUUCCUUCCUUCUCUCCUUCCUUCCUUUCCUUCCUUCCUUGCAUUUCUUCCUUCCUGCCAUACUUCCUUACUUCAUUUAUUACUGCCUUCCUGUCAUCCUUCUUUCAUUCUUUCUUUCCUUCAUUCCUUCCACCGACCCUUCCUUCCUUCCUUCCUUCCUUCCUUCCUUUUCUCCUUCCUUCCUUCCUUCCUUCCUUCCUUCCUUCCUUCCUUCCUUCCUUCCUUUUCUCCUUCCUUCCUGCCUUCCUAUCAUCCUUUUUUUCAUUCCUGCCUUCCUUCAUUCUUUCCUUCCUUCUUUCUUUCCUGUCAUACUUCCUGCCAAUUUUCCUUCUUUCAGUUAUUCCUUACUUCGUUCCUGCCAUUCUUCCCUCCUUCCUGCAAUCCGUCCUUCUUUCCUGCUUUCAUUCCUUCAUUCAUUUAUUCAUUCAUUCCUUCCAUCCUUCCUUCCUGCCAUUCUUUCUUCAUCCGUUCGUUCAUUCGUUCGUCCGUUCUUUCCUUCCAGCCAUCCUUCCUUCCUUUAUUCCUUCCUUGCUUCCUGACAUUCUUUCUUUCUUAUUCAUUCCAUCCUUCCUUCCUGCAUAUCUUUCCUUCCUUCCUUCCUUCCUUCCUUCAUGCCUUCCUUCUUUCUUUCCUUCCUGCUUGACACCUUUCCUUCCUUCCUUCAUUUAUUCAUUCAUUCAUUCAUUCAUUCAUUCAUGCCUUCCUUCUUUUCUUCCUGUCAUCCUUCCUUCCUUCCAUUCAUUCCUUCUUACCAUCCUUCCUUCCGACCUUCCUUCCAUUCUUUUUCUCGUUCUGUUUCCUUCCUUUUUUCUUUUCUUUCUUUUUCACGUGAUCAUCCCAUUCAUUUCUCGUUUUCUAUCUUUCCUUCAUCUUUCUAUUUUUCUUCUAAAAUCACCGUUUACUUUUGACAUUCUUUGCCGCCAUGAUUUCCUUUUCAUUAAUCAAUACUCCCUUUCAACUUAUUUUUAUUUAGAACCACUUCUUUCGAUUUUGUCUUUUUCAUUUUCAUUGCGUCAUUCUAAGCAAUCAACUUAA